CCAUUCUGUGACGUAAGGUCGAACAGGAACAUGGCGCUUCCGAGUAGGGAUGUUCUAUGAGAUUUCUACUGGUUUUUUUUAUUUAACAUAGUUUUUUUUAAUAUAUAAAUAAAUAUUAUAAACGAUGAUAGAAUACGAAAGGUGAACCAUCAUUUUGGACCAAUGAAAAGGACAUUUGUCAGCGGUGUUUGCUAUCGUCCGCUGAUAUUGUUAGCAUUACCAUACUAGCUAAAGGUAGCUGGCUAACAGCUAGUCGCCAAACAGAACAUAAAUGAUGCGUGCUAAUGAGGCUUACCAUGACGACAAACUGACUGAAAUCAAUGAUUAACACUCUCAAUUUGCGUUAAAACGGACAGUUUUUGUUCGGACAGACGUUAGGGGAUACCUAACCUUUGGCGAGCUAAGCUAUAGAGGAUGAAGAGCCGCCAUGGAUGUGUUUUGUCGCUGGCUGCCGGGGUUUUUCUACUGGUGUUGUGGACGUGUGAAGGUGCCCCCCUCCAUCAUCCUCACAGAGCAGAUGGAAGCACUGGAGACACUUGGUCCGUUUCUCUCUACCUGUCCCUGGUGGUGUCUCUGACGGCGCUGGUGAUCUUGGUGGUGGUGUUGUUGAACUGUGUGACCUGCUGCAAGGAAAGAGAAAUCAACUUCAAGGAAUUUGAGGAUCACUUCGAUGAUGAGAUUGACUUCACACCACCAGCCGAGGACACACCUUCUAUGCACUGUCCAGCUGAGGUCUACACCCUUGCCGUGUCCCCUGUGGCCCUGCCUGGGCCUCCACAUCUUCAACCUCCUUCCCGAGUCACAGAAGGUUCCACCGGCUCCCAGGUUGCACGUCAUAAUCUGAGUUACAUUCAGGAGAUUGGCAAUGGCUGGUUUGGACAGGUGCUCCUGAGCGAAAUCUACACAGACCCUGGUGGAACCAGAGUCAUAGUGAAGGAGUUAAAAGCUAAUGCAAGUGCAAAGGAGCAGAAUGACUUCCUGCAGCAGGGAGAUCCGUACAGAGUGCUGCAGCAUCCGAACAUCCUUCAAUGCCUCGGCCAGUGUGUUGAGGCCAUUCCCUUUCUGCUGGUCUUUGAGUACUGUGAAAUGGGCGAUCUGCGGGGCUACCUGUCUCAGCAGGACUGGAUGGUCAGAAAUGCUGAGCUGCUGCAGCUGCAGAGGAUGGCCUGUGAAAUCGCAGCCGGUGUCACCCACCUUCACAAGCACAACUUUCUGCACAGUGACUUGGCUCUGAGAAACUGCUACCUAACUGCAGACUUGACUGUCAAAGUGGGGGACUAUGGAAUUGGACCCUACAGAUACAAAGAGGAUUACAUCAUUACUGAGGAUGAUGAGUUUGCGCCUCUUCGCUGGUUGGCUCCUGAGCUGGUGGGUGAGCGACACGGUGGUGUGGUUGUUCUGGAGCAGACCAAACCCAGCAAUGUGUGGGCUCUGGGUGUGACGCUGUGGGAGCUCUUUGAGAAUGCUGCUCAGCCGUAUCCACAUCUGUCUGACCGAGAGGUGCUCAACCAUGUGAUCAAAGAACAACAACUCAAACUCUUCAAGCCACAGCUAGAUCUUCCAUAUUCUGACCGAUGGUAUGAAGUCCUGCAGUUCUGCUGGCUGUCUCCAGACAAGCGAGCCACAGCAGAGGAAGUUCACCGCUUGCUCACCUACUUGCGAAUGCAAGGCCAGAAGGACAUAGAGGAAGAUUUUGAGCAACGCUGGGAUGCACUAAAGCCCAACCCUUCCACGAGACAGACCACCGUCAGCCAUUCCUCUUUCCCAAUCCUCGAUCAGUUUGCUGACGAUGCCCUGCGUCAUGAGAUUGAUGAGGUUCUCACUGUCACUGAAACCAGCAAAGGGCUCAGUUUUGAGUAUGUUUGGGAGGCAGGUAGACAUGACCACUACGAAGGCAGCCAUAAUCAUUCAGGCAUGGACACCACACUGAACUACCACAGCAUGUUUUUUCCUGCUUCUAGUGAAGAUAUUCAGGCCCAUUUCCCAGACUCUGCAGCAGGAACUGUGGGUAUGGAAGGUGGUCACACACCAUCAGUUCUACCUGGUAUUGUACCAGUCUUUGACGCACAAAAGCCUUCUAAUAGAAACGAAUAUUACAUACAGCUAGAAGAACAAGGGGAGAGUGCAGUUGGAGCAGAUGGAAACAUAAGACCAAACAUAGACUUGCAUUCAGCCCAACAAGAUUUUGUUGUUCUACAGGACGUCCAUCUUGAUGAGUCCAGCACUGACGCUGACUUUUUCCACCAAAGCAUCGACUCCAAGGAUUCUUAUUUACCAGACAGUCACAUUUGGUCGUCUCUUGAGAAUGACAGCCCCUACCACACAAACAUUUUUACAGAGGGAGAGUCCAAGCCAGACGACUCCCCUUCCUGGAGACAGAAUUUUAUGGAGCUUCCCGAGCGAAAUGGAAACCCUUUCUAUGAAAGUGUAUCUCAGGAUGCAGAUAAAGAUAAACUCUGUGGGAACUCUUUUUUAGGGGUUUGUUCCGAAGCCACUCACCUGUCGGAUUCUGUGAAAGUGGAGAGGGAGGACGCAGAUGUGAUGAGGUUUCUGAGCACUGAAAAACUAUCUGACAAUUUUAUGUUUCUCAAAGAACACAAUCUCAUGAAAGAAGAAUCGGUUUUCUCAAAUUCACAGCAGAAUUUUCUCUCUCCUGGCCUAACCCACGAACCAGAGGAAAGAUUCAAAAUGAGUUCUUGGGAUAACCUUGAGACGUUUGGCAGCUUAAACACAGCAGACACCUAUUCAAAAUGUGCAGUAAGUGGCACACCGCCAAGACAAGAACCUUUAGACUUCCCAAGUGUGAGUUUGGUGGAGUUUCAUGAGUCCUUGGUUGAAAAUGAUGACACUCUGGUGCCUUCCAUUAAUGUAAUAACGGAGGAAAACAUAAGCAACAAAUCACUAGUUCAAAAUAGUUCUUCCACUGAAUACUUUGGUCUGCAGAAGUCCUCAGAAAAAGGUAUCGACUCUGGUUUUGAUUCUACCUCGGAGAGGUUUGACGUCGUCAUCGGUCAAACUGAUGACCACUCCCCUGCAUUCUCUGAAAGUGCCACUACAGACUCUUUGUGCACAGAUGCCAAAAUUCCCAGCCUUGAAGAAGACUUUGAAACCUCAAAGGAUAGAUCUCAGCUUGUUGGAUGCGAAACAACUGAGCAACCCGACGUCCAAGCCUUGAUUUCACCCAGUGAAGACCUUACAAGCCACGACCUGAUGAGUGAACUUCUUGAUGAUGCAGAUAUAGAACUGGAAACCACUCUGUCAGACCAGGACGAGCCCUUUAUAGACACUCAUGGUCAAGCUCCUGUGAGAAGUUCUCUGUUGGUCUCUGGGCCUUCUUUGGACCAGAUCAGCCAGGACAGUUUGCUUGAAGACAGCAUGUCCCCAACCCUUCCAACUGUAGAGAAUUCGGCUGAGACCCCGGACUCUUUAGACUCUCUCGAUAUCGAUCGGCUUGGUGAGCAGGUGGUCGAUCUCACCAGCGAAGUAGCUCAAGACAAACUUCAGCCUCCAUACAAAAUAUCAGACAGUGGGUAUGAGACGGAGAACAUGGAGUCUCCUGAGUGGAAUUUUCAACCCAGUGUGACCGUCCACUCUCCAGUGAAGAAUGGCUUAGAUGUUGCUGAGGGAGAGAAGGAAGAUUCCACAUUAGCAACAAAUUUGGUUCCUCCAGAAAUAGUUAUUUCUGAAGUCGAAGGUGUGAUCAAUAAUCAGAGUGAGAGUCGCAGUGAGGACCAGCAGCCAGACCCUGUAGCUCCUGCUGAGGAACCACACUCUGGCAGCAGUUACAGAGACUCUGCCUACUUUUCUGACAAUGAAUCGGAACCAGAAAAGAAGUGUGAAGAACCUGCUCAAGGCUCAGCUUCCACAACGUGGUCGAGUAAUACCAAGGAUGAAGACAACGUGACUACAGGAAGUCCGCCUUUAGAGGUUAAUGAGGAAGAUGACGAGGAAGUAUCUCAUCAGAUGGUUUCUGGAGAACAGCCUGAACUUCAAAUUGAGGAGGUUCUAUUAAAGAUGGAUUCAGAUGGGAAAAGUGAGGAGGAGGAAACCAAUGGCCAAAGUGAAGAAGAAAACAAAUCAGACCUUUUUAAAGAAGUGUCUACUGGUCAGUCAGUUUCAUUAGAGGAUUCAGACACCGCAAGUCCACCUCCCUCAGCUACACAGUCAAAGCCAGAGAACACAGUUCACGCUAAACUGACCAGAACGUACGCUAGUGAUGGUCACAAAAAGAAAGAGCCCGAUAUUGAAGGACGUUACCUGGGGAAGCAGGACAGUUUGGGAAGGGAUGUUCAGGAGGACCACAUGGAUGCUGAUGAGGAAGACGAGAACAGUGAUGACUCUGAGGAGGACGAUGUCCGUGCGUACCAGCUCCACAGCACGAGCUCAGACAGUGAGGACGACACUGUGCACACAGUGCCUCUUAUCAUCUCUGAUGAGAGCGACUCAAAGAACCUGCGGAGCUUGCUGAAGCCCACCAGCCUGAACUUUCAGGCAUCAACUGCUCCAGUUCCUGUGAAGUUUAAUGCAGAUAACUCCAGGAGAGCCGUGUCCUUUUUCGAUGAUGUCACUGUCUACCUUUUUGACCAGGAGACUCCUACCAAGGAACUAGCUGAUCACUCUACAGGCUCAAACAGGGAGAUACCAGAGUUCAGCAGCCCAGUGUCCACUGCCAGCUACCUGAAUCGCUUCACGAACUCUGAAAGCUCCACAGAUGAAGAAGGUGGUGGUUUUGAGUGGGACGAUGACUUCUCCUCCACUGCCUCCGCUUUCCUGUCCAAGAUUGACAAGGAGCCAGUAUCGAAGGCUUCGCCCUCCGCUCCAACAACCCAUUUUUCCUCUCCACCCACAAUAACAGCGCGUGUGCUGGAGCCCAGCUGGAGCAGCUCUUCAAACUACUCCCGUUUUUCCAUCUCACCCGCCAGCAUAGCCAGCUUCUCCCUCACCCAUCUUACAGACUCUGACACAGAACAAGGGGGAAGCAGUGAAGACGGUGAAAAGGACUAGUGUGACAAACGGACAUUUACUGUCACACCACUGAUAAAACCAAGGUACACUUGCACUUUUGAGGAGCGGAUGACGGUUGAAGGAGGUCGAAGGUCACAGGUGAUGGGCUGGGGCGGGGGGGACUCCAAAGGCUUAUUUCAGGCAGAACUGUGCAGAGUUAGAGAGUGAAGUCUGUGGUCUGACCUAUGAAGUCUAGUUCCAGCCUGGGCAACAUCACCUCCACAGCUACAUCAGUGGAUGUGAUUUCAUUUUAGUGCAAUGAGGGAAAAAAUGAAUAGUUAAAAAAACACAUCUAACUUCUAAUGGUUUGCUUUAAAAAAAAGUCUUUUUGAGCUCAUUCCAAGUGUUCGGUUGCUUAUUUUUGUCAUGUGUCCAAAUGCACUGCUACUAAUAGACUUUUUAAACAAACAUACAAAAAAAAUCUUUCUAUGUUUCUCACUUAAUGAACACCAUCAGCUGAUAAACUGGACACUGCAGCCAAGUAGAAAUAAACCUGAGUCUCAGCAGAAGUGAAACUGAAGCUACAGUUACUUUACAGUAACUUUACAGUUAUACUUUACUGCAGCGUCGUUGUCAUUUUGCGUCUUCAUGUAGUGCAGAUAUUUCAGUGGUGGCCUUUUUGGACCGUCUCAGUCUCAACAUUUUCAUGCGGUAUCCUUCUGUAGCAGCCAAUGAAAAAGAAGGGUUGAAGUGCAGGAAGUGUCCUCCAUGAACGGGUUGUUUGGACAAUUUUCUGGCAGUAGUUUCACAGUUUGGAGAUGUAAUUUGAUGAGGAUUGUUAUAUAAAUCUUUAAAAGAGAUGUAAUUAAUUUUUUAAGCUUAAACUAAUUACUUAUGUUGUCGUGAUUUAUUUUGUGCGCUGAAAGGUGCAGCGGGCUCCUCGGGCCGUUUUGUAUUAUCACCAUCACUGGGUCUUAUCAUAUCACCGUCCUUAAUGUUGUGAAGACAACUUUAACCGUCAUUGCACGAUGUUCAAACCACACAUGAAGUCAGGCCGUUGUACAUAGAGUGAAACAGGAGAUUUUAUUUUUAAACGUCAGAAUUAAGACAUGUGUUAAACUGUUUGUAAAGAGAAAAAAAAUCAUAAUAAGGAUAAGAAAUUUGCAGAGGAGAGGAGGCAGGCUAAUGGAUCCACAUUUCUAAUGUUAAUGUGCAGGGAUUUAAGGCUUAAUUUAAGGAAAAAAAACACUACUAGAACAAGAAAGCUGCUGCUUUUUAUCAGUGUCAUGACCAGAGUGUCUGCCUUUUUUAAAACUCUGUGUCAAACUAAAUCUAUUCACGUUAAGAAAACCCUUUUGAGCAUUUCGUCUUCUUUAAUGUUUGCUGGCCGUCGUUUGUCGUUGUGGCUACAGGGAGGUCUGUGUACAGGUUUUUAUUGUACAGCUGUAAAAAAAAAUCAGUUAUUUGAAUCUGUAAGUUAUAUAAAAAAAUCUGUCUGGUACUUUUGUUUCCUUCACUCAAACAUCUACACUCUACUCCUUUACUCCACCUGUGGUAGACUAAUGCCCUGAUAAGGAGGCACUGUACCGUAGACGAUGUUUAAAAAAACCAGCAGCCUGUGCUUCAGUUAAACUUGAAAAUUUAUUUAAGGAAAUAAUAUUUUAUUUGACUACAGUGUCCAUUUUGCUUAAUCUUGCACAUUUUUGAGAAAUGAAACUUAAUGUUGAACUAUACUGAUGUAUAUAAAUGUUAAUUUUUUUGGUCUGUAUAUGGGAAAGGAUGUAAUUGAGUUGUAGCGAUGAGUUUUCACUUUGUAACUUAAAGCUGAGUCGAUCAGAGGAACAUAUCACCGUGGGCGGCUCUAAAGCAGUUCAACUAAGACCUGGGAGUGGACGUGAGUUUGUUCUGUUCUUUAAUCUUGUAGAUUUACAAAAAAUCAAAUAUUUUUACUUCAUAUUGUUCAUGCUAUGUGUAAUUGAAUGAGAUGUUUAUAAUUACACUGUUUAAUAUGAAAAUAAAUGCAAAUGGACUUCUAAACUGGGUGCUUAGGUAUUUCCGUGUGUAUUUUAAGUCUGACUUUUUACUGUUUUUACUGUUUGGCCGAGAUGAGAUGGUGCCCAUGAGAAUGUUCUGCAGCGCAGUGACUGUGUGGACGUAGGGAGGAGUGGGAGCAAUAUUGGAGAACAUCAUCUGAGAAGACACAAAUGGAAAUGUAAGCUUCAGAAGAGUUGCUAUCUGUGAUGCUUUCCACAGUCCAGCUGACCUACUUACAUCUGUAAAAGAAGACGCUCCACCUAUCCAAGUUCCCACGGAGAGACUUUGGCACACAGAGAGCUGCUGGAAACUAUCACUAAAACAUGACCAGAUCGUUGCAAAAGUCAAAGGAAAUAGAGACGACCACACCAUGUCAAGAUGCAUCACCUUUGUCAAGAAAGAACACCUACUGGGGACCGAGGAGCUCAGCUUCACAUCAGUAGAUCAUGUCCUGCAUCACUGAUGCUCUGUAGCAAUUGCACUGCUGUCUUACCUGGACCUAACUGCCCCCCUGGGAGGAGAUGAUGCAGAAGGCAAAGACCGCAGAAGUCAAGAUACCAUAUUUUCCAAGUCUGGUGACGGACCAGCCAAAAAGGAGGCGAAGCUUCUGGAUUCAGUGUUGAGGAGUCAAGUUCUGAACCUUGUUGAACUCUGAUAGCCUGUGUGGUCAGAGAUGGAGUUUUCCCAAGUCUGGUAUGAAAUGGUGACAAAAUGUUUUUCAGUCUUUUUAUUUCACACUUCAACGCCUUUCAUAACUAGUGCAGCGUCAUCACACCGACGUCUGCUGUGCUGCUUCAACAGUCGUAGCACUAACAUGAACAGGUAGACCUUUCUGAUGGGAAGAACUUUUCCUUAUUGCAGGAGCAUGGAGAGGUAUUUUUUCAUGAUACAAACUGGACGUGUUACAUAGUUUUCACUGCACACUACUGUAUUUUUUUUACUGAGUAGGAAUUUCUUUAAUAUUCACAGUCCAUUUGUAAAAUUCCUCAUAUUCAGGAAAGAUUGUCCGACUACUUGUAGGUUAAAAAUCACUGCAUUGCAAUCGUAUGUCACAGGCCUAAAACAUAAGGAAGAAAUUCAACAGUUGUGUGAGAAACCCGUAGAUAAAUAAAUAGAUAAAGAAAUAAAAUCACAUGCAGUUGCAGUCAAAACGCAAACAAAUCCUACUGUAGAAAGAGUUUAACUACAGCGUGUGAAUGUUGGGUACCAAACCUCAUCCUAGCCCUUUACAGGAGCCCCGUUCUCUUGUGAUGUCACCCGUCGCCACAGAUCAAGAGUCCCACGGGAGUGAGCUCAAUGUGCAUUCCCCUGACGAGGAGACGAACAGAUCCAGGCACAAACAGGGAUGGGCACCUGGAGCCGUGCUACACUCCAACGGCGUUCCCGUUUACUUGUGAUGGGAUCCGUCGAGGAAGCGGGCUGCGUGGAGAUCCAGCCGCUGCGGGAAGAGAACCGCGGGGAGCCUCUGCCGAGUUCCCCCUCACACUGAUGUGCUCCCAUCCCCCCUGCAGGAACAAGGACACAAGGGAUGGUAAUUGGUCCUGUCAGACUGGACUCACCUGGUCCAGUGGUCCUAUAGAGACCUUUGUGACGUUGUUGGAGAUGAGUUCCCAGGUGGAGCCCUGAGGGUAACUGGGAGUGACGCCCUGUCGGUACCACAGGUUAUCUGCAGCACAGUAGACGAGGAGAAGACAUUUUUCAUCCACCGUGAAGACAGAUGUGCGACCCACCGACAGCUGCCUGAGUGUCUGUCUGGGAGGAGAAGGGAUGUGGUACCAGCAUUCUCCUGUAGGGGGACACCAACACUGGGUUUUGUGGGGACACAGAGCCUCUGUAGAAUACAGACCCAUCUUUGGCGAUGGCCCACACCUGGUUGGCUCCACCGAAGGAGAUGGACUUAAAGGGCUGAUCUGUGCCGACGUGAAGCCAGGAGCUGCCCUAGAGUGAAUAUAUGUAGGUGACUUUCCUAUAGCUGAGUUGCUUAAAACUUAAAGGCAAAGUCUCAAAAGCAAUUUCAAAGUAGGCAACUGGACUCUCCUCAAGUAAGUUGGAGACAUUGUCAGCUUACUUGAGGAGGAGUCCAGUUGCCUACUUUAAAACUGCUUUAGAGAUUAUUAUGAUCUGGAUGACUGGGGAUAUUCACAAGUAUUAAAGGCAAGUAAUUAUCUAGUUUCUAGAUAUUUCUAUAUUUAAAUGUUUUAUAUACUGUUUUACAUUUUGUGGUAACUGUGUCUGUUGAUUCUGAAAUAAAGGACAAGCUCUUUGUCAUUUUCAGAAA
Molecule: messenger RNA, 9256 nt
Organism: Cynoglossus semilaevis (tongue sole)
Lineage: Eukaryota; Metazoa; Chordata; Actinopteri; Pleuronectiformes; Cynoglossidae
Gene: lmtk2
Product: lemur tyrosine kinase 2
Exons: 18
Coding region: 415-5004 (1529 amino acids)
Biological process (GO): protein phosphorylation
Molecular function (GO): ATP binding; protein kinase activity
Source: RefSeq, a predicted model, not a curated record